AUGCCUCGGGAAUUUGUAGGGCAAUUAAACGAGCAAGCUGACGAGAUAGAAUACCAGACUGGGCGGAUUAAAGACCUCGAGGCUUCACACACAAGGUUAGAAGCUUCAAACGAAGAGAUAUCCGCCACUAUGCAGCGCCGUGUUGCACGCUCUGCAUCAUCUUUCACUAUGAACGAACUUCGGCCGGGAGGUCAAGGAGUUGUCGCUGCUCCUGCACUGCACGACGAUGCCUUGAAAAUGAUAUUUUAUAGCAGUCGGGGUACAAUACGCUCAGAAAGCAAUGCUGCGGCUCCUAAUGCCUCCAAGGAGGACAGCUUGGCAUUAGCCAUUAAAGGCCCGGAUUUGACUGCAUCGCAGGCAGCAACCUUGAAGGAUUUCGACGUAUUCACCCAUCACGACAUUCCGGACUUUUAG
This is a messenger RNA of Suillus subaureus, 414 nucleotides long. RefSeq lists its product as uncharacterized. NCBI's taxonomy places the organism in Eukaryota, Fungi, Basidiomycota, Agaricomycetes, Boletales, Suillaceae. The record is from RefSeq and is a predicted model, not a curated record. The coding region runs from base 1 to 414 and encodes 137 amino acids. The transcript has 3 exons.